GCGCCCUGGGGGCAGGUGGAGAGGCCCGCUGGGAUCGGGUGGCGCCGAAGAGUGGCGCUUCCAGCUUGCCACGCGCAAGGGUAGGGUCCCGGAAGGUUCCAUGAUGGAGUUUGAACAUUACCUCAAGAGGUUUCAUAUUUUGGAUUAGUUAAUCAUAUUUACCUUCUGCUGAGACCUUGGAAACUUCAGACUCAAUUUCUGUGUCCUUCAAGACAUUAAAUGCAGAGAGACUGUAUCAUGGACUACAAGGAGAGCUGCCCAAGUGUGAGCAUUCCCAGCUCUGACGAACACAGAGAGAAAAAGAAGAGGUUCACGGUUUAUAAAGUUCUGGUCUCUGUGGGAAGAAGCGAAUGGUUCGUCUUCAGGAGAUACGCAGAGUUUGACAAACUUUACAAUUCUUUGAAGAAACAGUUUCCUGCUAUGGCUCUGAAGAUCCCGGCCAAGAGAAUAUUUGGUGAUAAUUUUGAUCCAGAUUUUAUUAAACAAAGAAGAGCAGGAUUGAACGAGUUCAUUCAGAAUUUAGUCAGAUAUCCAGAGCUUUACAACCAUCCAGACGUCCGAGCCUUCCUUCAAAUGGACAGCCCGAGACAUCAGUCAGAUCCAUCUGAAGAUGAGGAUGAAAGAAGUACUCCGAAGCCACAUUCUACCUCACGGAACAUCAACCUGGGUCCAACUGGAAAUCCUCAUGCCAAACCAAGUGACUUCGAUUUUUUAAAAGUUAUUGGAAAGGGCAGCUUUGGCAAGGUUCUUCUUGCAAAACGGAAACUGGAUGGAAAAUUUUAUGCUGUCAAAGUGUUACAGAAAAAAAUAGUUCUCAACAGAAAAGAGCAAAAACAUAUUAUGGCUGAACGCAAUGUGCUCUUGAAAAAUGUGAAGCACCCAUUUCUGGUUGGAUUGCACUAUUCUUUCCAGACAACUGAAAAGCUUUAUUUUGUUCUGGAUUUUGUUAAUGGAGGGGAGCUCUUCUUCCACCUACAGAGAGAAAGGUCUUUUCCUGAGCCCAGAGCGAGGUUCUAUGCUGCUGAGAUCGCCAGUGCCUUGGGUUACCUGCACUCCAUCAAAAUAGUGUACAGAGACUUGAAGCCAGAAAAUAUCCUUUUGGAUUCCAUGGGACAUGUUGUCUUAACGGAUUUUGGGCUUUGCAAAGAAGGGAUCGCUAUUUCUGAUACCACCACCACAUUUUGUGGUACACCAGAGUACCUUGCACCUGAAGUGAUCAGAAAACAGCCGUACGACAACACCGUGGACUGGUGGUGCCUGGGAGCUGUUCUGUACGAGAUGCUGUAUGGGCUGCCCCCUUUUUACUGCCGAGAUGUUGCGGAAAUGUAUGACAACAUUCUUCACAAGCCCCUGAACUUGAGACCAGGAGUGAGCCUCACAGCCUGGUCCAUCCUGGAGGAACUCCUAGAAAAAAACAGACAAAAUCGACUUGGUGCCAAAGAAGACUUUCUUGAAAUCCAGAAUCAUCCUUUUUUUGAGUCACUCAGCUGGACUGACCUUGUACAAAAAAAGAUCCCACCGCCUUUUAACCCUAAUGUGGCUGGACCAGACGAUAUCAGAAACUUCGAUGCCGUCUUCACUGAAGAAACGGUGCCCUAUUCCGUGUGCGUGUCUUCUGACUAUUCUAUAGUGAAUGCCAGUGUUCUGGAGGCAGACGAUGCAUUUGUUGGUUUUUCUUACGCCCCUCCUUCAGAAGACUUAUUUUUGUGAACACUGUCAUUCAGAAACCGAGGAGCAACCUCUAGCCUGCAGAAGAGCUGGAAACACUUAUUUGUGUGAAUAUAUUCAACUUUGUAUAACAGUGCCUCAUUUUUAUAUGUAACAGUGAAAACUAUGAAAUACGUAUUUUCUGCUGUAUGCAAAAAAUAAUAGGGCAUUUCAAAGAGCUAAGUUUUGAACUUAAAUUUGUAUUCUUGUUUAUUAAGCUUAUUUUUAAACAAAAUUUUAAAGCUAUUAUUCUUAGCAUUAACCUAUUUUUAAAGAUAACUUUUUGCUAUUGACUGUUUUUCUUUCCUGUUAAGUUUACACUAACACAUCCAAGAUAGACUGUUUUAAUAGUCUGUUACAGUUAAGAUAAGAUGUAUUAAUAUCUGUAAUUCUAUGCCUUUUAUCAUAGCGGAACUAUGCAAAUGGUACAUGAUGGUUUGUGAUGGUUUAUGAUGAAACCCUAUCUUCCCAUGAUAAUUUACUCUUUGCUUCUUAGUCGGACGCCAGCACAGAGGCAGAUGAGCCGACGCCCCGGCUGCUACUGGGCAUUCGCAACCGCUCAUUUGCAGCCCCAUAAGAAAAAGCAGAAGGCAGCCAUUUGCUUUUGGAAUACCCAGAUCUCAUCCAUGGAUCACUUUUCCUCUAAAGGAAAAGAAAAUACUUAACAUCCAGGAAUUUUUAGAAUUCUCAACGAACUGAGAAGUAAUAAAAUGCUACCAGAUAUUUUUUUAGGUGGUGCCAAACAUAGAUGUCUCUGUCACGUGUUUAUAUUAGAAAUGUUUUCUAUUUAUGUUCCUGCUGACCCUUGGAAGGUUUAGUAGGUCUAAACCUUGGUGUCUGUUUUUGCAGAUAGCUAUUUCAAAACUGCCUUCUUAAUUGAUCAUGUUUUUAAAGUGACAGAAAAGAAGUAGCCUUCUGUAAUGUUUACUUAGUUGUGAAUUAAGUAGUAAAACAGCAAGUCUGGGUCAGCGCGAGUGUGUGUCCCCACCACAUUCCAACAAAAGGUAACAGUAAUCGAGUGUAACGUUUUCAGUAUUACUCGUGUUGCAGUGCAGGGAUCAGACAUGCACGAGGCUUGUGAAUGCUAAUCAGAGCAUUCCCUAUCUCUGACGCGCACACAUGCCUCUUGCUAUCUCUAUGUGUCUUAGAAGUAGUUCAGAACAACCUGCCGGUUACCAUCUGCACCCACGAUGGUAAGAUGUUAGGUUCAGAGGGUGCUUCUGGGGACUCCAGCUCCUGGAGGACAGCUUCCCAGGUCCUUAAGGGGACAGCGUCAUUAGCUUAGCUGCGCUAAGAACAAACUUUCCUUGCAUGUGGCAAAUGAGAAAUAUUUCUCGUACCCUUUGGCUAAAAUACGUUCAGCAGGAUGGGGACAGGCGGUGCUUCAGUGUGACAGGUAGUCUUUGUGUGCAUGCAGUACACUGGAUCUCCCUCACAGGUGAGAUGUUACGCCUACACUGUACAUAACUGGAUCCAGGCUACUUCUGUCAUCUCUACUUUAAUAACGGAGUUUUUGGUUGGUUAUGAAUCAAAACAAAAAUUGUACAUACAUGAUUUUUUUUACUCUAAUAUCCCUUAAUUAAAUUGCCAGAAAUUAAAGUGUAAUAUUGUAUUUUUAAAAAGAAAUUUUAGAUUUUUGAUGUUUUUUUGGAUCACAAGAAAUACAGACCUAUGUAAUAUAAUAAAAUUAGCAAACGUUUAAUGAUCA
Messenger RNA from Rattus rattus (black rat), 3415 nucleotides. Its product is annotated as serine/threonine-protein kinase Sgk3. The transcript has 17 exons. Lineage: Eukaryota; Metazoa; Chordata; Mammalia; Rodentia; Muridae. The record is from RefSeq and is a predicted model, not a curated record. Gene Ontology annotation, biological process: protein phosphorylation. The coding region runs from base 220 to 1710 and encodes 496 amino acids. Gene Ontology annotation, molecular function: phosphatidylinositol binding; ATP binding; protein serine/threonine kinase activity.